AUGAAAUCCAUCAUCACCUUUCUUGCCCUUCUAAUGGAGGCGGCAACAGUUCUCGGCGCUCCGGGCAAGGGCGUCAAGCCCGGCCCCGACGGAAAGUACACCAUUGCGGCUCCGGGAAUCAAGGCGCAAUUUAUCCCCUACGGCGCCACCCUCACCAACCUCUUUGUCAAGGACAAGAACGGCAAGGACAUCGACGUGGUUCUGGGUUAUGAUGAUGUGGACUAUUACCCCAAGGACCCGGGCCACCCCGUGUACAACGCCAUUCCAGGUCGUUAUGCCAACCGUAUCGGCAAGGGCAAGUACACCAUCGACGGCGAGGAGUACCACACCGAGUUGAACGACGGUAACAACACUUUGCACAGCGGCACCAACAACUGGUCGUACCGAUUCUGGAACGUCACCGAACACACGCCCACUUCCAUCACCUUUGCCAUUUUUGAUGCUUCCAACUCGUCGCUGGGCAUGCUGGGCCGUGUUGAUUCCACCGUGACCUACUUUGUGAGCAAGAACACCUGGCACAUCAAGAUGAACGCCGUUUCUCCCGAGAGGAAGACUCCUGUCCUUCUCACUCAACACACCUACUUCAACCUCGACGCUUACAAGAAUCCGGCCACGGACAAGAUCUGGGAUCACACCCUGUAUAUGCCCUACUCGGCGCGCUACCUUGAAGCCGACCAAGGUGCCCUCCCCACCGGCAAGAUUCUGACUGCGGCCCCGGGCUCCAUCAACGACUUUGCCAGCGCUGCCGGCCUCGCUUUAGGCCACGCUCGCGAUCAGCCGGGGUUUGCAGGCAACUGCGGUUCUAACGGCGCAUGCGAGGGUUAUAACGGGUAUUGGUUGAUCGAGGAUAAGCCGUCGAGGGACGCCGUGGUCGUUUCUCUGGCGAGCCCGUUCUCUGGCGUCAAGGCCGAUCUGCGGACCGAUCAACCAGGUGUCGUACUGUAUUCUUGCAACUGGAUGGACGGGAGCGCGCAGCUGAAGAGCACACAAAAGCUUGCUGUGAAUGGGACGACGGUGCCCAGAACUGUCGGUAGAAGCUCGUGUGUUGCCAUUGAGGCUCAGGAUUACCCCGAUGGUAUCAACCACCCGGAAUGGGGACGGGUCGACAAGCAGAUUCUCGGCCCUGGCCAGAAGUACAACUGGGAAAGCUCGUGGACAUUCGGGCUGGUAUGA
Neurospora tetraspora is the source of this 1173-nucleotide messenger RNA. RefSeq names its product galactose mutarotase-like domain-containing protein. The record is from RefSeq and is a predicted model, not a curated record. Lineage: Eukaryota; Fungi; Ascomycota; Sordariomycetes; Sordariales; Sordariaceae. Gene Ontology annotation, molecular function: carbohydrate binding; aldose 1-epimerase activity. The transcript is spliced from 4 exons. Bases 1 to 1173 code for a protein of 390 amino acids. Gene Ontology annotation, biological process: beta-D-galactose catabolic process via UDP-galactose, Leloir pathway; glucose metabolic process.